CGCGGUCGUGCCGCACACCAAUCACGUUGUCAGCACGUUGGCCAGUUGGCUUCGAACUCGCGAACCCAGACUGUAUCGCGUUGCUCGUGCAUUUUUCCCGUUCCGAAAUAUUUCGAUUCCGAAUGUUAUUGCGAAGACGAAAUUAAAUUAUGACAAUGAUAAACUGACGACUUACGAAACCGAAUGCAAAUAUUGUCAUCUCGCAGUGACGAUAAUAAAAUGAUUAUAAACGUCUGUAGGUAAUUCGUUUUUACGAAACAGAAUCGAUCAAUUUGAAUCAGUCAUGAUUUCGAAUUCCAUCAAAUCACUAGUAUUUCAUUUUGGUCUGGUAUUGGCGUUCGGAAAUUGGGGCGUGCAGGCCAGUUGGGACGAAUGGUGGACGUACGACGGCAUAUCAGGGCCGAAAUAUUGGGGCGUUUUGAACCCUCUGUGGAAGUUAUGCUCGAUUGGCAAACGACAGUCUCCGAUCGACAUCGAUCCGGAUAAGCUGCUGUUCGAUCCGUUUUUAAAAAAUCUUCAUAUUGACAAGGACAAAGUCAGCGGUACGAUUGAAAACACCGGGCAAUCUUUAGUCUUCAGAGUAGAUAAAGACUCGAAGUACGUUUUGAAUAUUACCGAGGGUCCUUUAACUUACCGUUACCAAUUUCAAGAAUUCUACAUACAUUUCGGCACCGAUAAUAAUCUUGGGUCCGAACAUAAAAUUCAGGGUUACUCGUUUCCAGCUGAAAUUCAGUUAUACGGUUACAAUACUGAUCUUUAUUCAAAUAUGUCGGAAGCGCAAAUGAAAUCCCAAGGAAUCGUUGGUGUAUCACUCAUGGUUCAAAUUGGACAAACGACAAAUUCAGAAUUCCAAAUGGUCACCAAUGAAUUCAGUAAACUUCUAUAUAAAGGUUCUUUGCGCACGAUAAAGGACAUAUCCAUCAGGGAGAUGCUUCCGGACAUCAAAUACUACAUGACGUACGAAGGAUCGACUACUCACCCCGGUUGCUGGGAGACGACCGUAUGGAUAGUGCUGAACAAACCCAUUUACAUAACCAGACGCGAGAUGUAUCAUCUGAGAAAACUGUCUCAAGGUUCGGUGGAACACCCGAAAGCUCCUUUAGGAAACAACUCGAGACCGACACAAGACCUCCGUGAACGGACUGUCAGGACGAAUAUCAAUUUCGCGCAGAGAACAGAAUCUGAUCCACAGGGUAAGACUUGCAAGUUGAACAUGCACAAAAAUAUGUACUACAAAGCUAACGAUUGGACAUCGGAUUCUUUGUACCAGAUAUAAUAACAGUGCGGUGAACACAACAACUUACUGCUAGAUAUGGACGUGAUGACGAUGACGACAACGCGCCUAAAAUUGUUUAAGCAAUAAAAUGUUUUGUAGCUCGCAACGGCCUUAAAGUUAUAACCGAGCACAUUUCGUUGAUUUGCGCAUUUUAGAUAUUAUACAAUUUUGUUAGUAAUAUUAAAAUUAAAAUAAUAAUAAUAAUAAUAAUAACGAUAACGAUAAUUAUUACAAUAAUUUACAUGGGUGGGGGGAGGAAUAAACGAUAAAUCAAUCACGCAUAUUCGCCCCAGUAAAAACUAUUGUUGUACGCAUAAAAACGUCAAUAAUCGUUAGUGAUGGACACGCGCGGUUCAAACGCAUCGAACGACCAUUGUAGAAAGUUUAAGCAUAAAUCGCUGGACAAAUAAUUUAUUCAGCAUGGGUUUUUCACAUUACGAUGAUACACUCACACGCAUUAUCUUGACGUGUUUGUCAUUCACACGAUAUGCAUUUAGUCGUUAUUGUCUGCCCAUUCAAUCGAGUGUAUUGUUUUUGUUCAUUUUUGCACGGGGGAAAAAUCCACAUUCAACAAUACGAUAACAAUUGAUUUGGUUUUGUUUAAGUUCGUGCAUCGAGUGGGCUCGAUGUGCUCGGCUGAAGAGAAUUGAUUUUUGGAUCGAUCUAUCGGCCGUUCGGCGUUAUAAAAGCGAUCUAUAUUGCCAUACCAUGUGGAGAUCGCGAACGGUAGAUAAUAAUAUGUCUAAUAGAACGUGCGUAAAUGGUACGUUUAGAGUGGUGGGCUUAAACGCGUGUACACUGCAUCGCAAUCAUCAUACACUCUUUGACUGUUUACGUGCAUCGUUAUAAUAAUUAUUAUUAAUAGCGUAUGGUUAUUUUUUUUAACAAGCAAGCGGUACAACUCAAUAAUUAAACAACUUAAAAAAAAAACUUAAAUAAUUAACAACUUAAUAAUUAUUAACAAAUAAACUUAUCCCUUUGCCGACCAACGAGACUUUUAAAUAGAAUGUUUGAGUAAAAUAAUAAACCAAAGUACAAUUCAAUUGGUCAGAACUUAUGAUAAAAUGAUAACCUUUACGUGAUGCGAUGACUUUCUAUAGGAGCACAUCAAAUAAUCUCGGUCAGGUUAGAACUGCGUUCGAAACCCUGUAGAUGCCAUUAAUAAGUUUAUUGAAACACUUUUUUACUAUACAUUUCAUUGUUUGAAAUUAGUGGCACAGUAACAAUAAUGAUAUUGUUACUUGUGUAUGACUUAGAGAGCGGGUUAGGUUAUUCUUCAAUCCGAUUUGCGCGAUUAAUAUCCGUAGUCAGUAUAAUAUUGAACAAAUAUAUCAAACGCACCUCCUGCAUUUAGUAUAGUGCAUAGUGUGCUGUAGGCACCUAUAUAUCGUACACCCGUGUUGAUGUCCGAAAGACAAUGACUUACCUACUAAUAUUAUAAUAUGAUAAAAAGUAAAAAUCGUACAUACAUAUUAAUAAACUCUUGUUUCACGUUACACGAACGAACAUUAAUAAUUAAAAAUAUAUAUAUAUAUAAUCAACUACAUAUAACAUCUUACAUCUAACUACAUGUGGUACGAUUUGAAAUGAAAUAAUGUUUUCCCGAAAAUUCCGAAAAAUAUGCACCGAUCGGUUCGAUCGGAUGGACGGUUCGUCCAUUUGUCACUGUUAAACGGAGUAUCAGCGUACUACGAACAUUUUUUAAAUCAUUCUAUACACUGUACUGAUUGGCCACAACCUAACCUAACCUAUUCACUGUACUUUGCUUUCACCGGAGUCAUUGGAAGAAAAUCUUCAAAUCAAAUUACUUUAACGAUAUUGAGUCUGGUCAUCAAGAUUCACGGGCUUAACGAACGUCGAAAACAAAUUUCUCUAUGUUCUCGAUUUUAAGAAUUUUUCAAAAGCAAUUUCAUCUAAAUAGUUUUUAGUCAGUGGCGUCUACUACACCUGUUUGCAUAUAGAAAUAAAUCUCGGAUAUCCACGUGUAGUACGACCGAUCGAAUUAUGUCAGGGAUGGCCAAUUUGCGGCUCGCGAGCCACAUGUGGCUCUUGUCAUUGUUAGAUGCGUCUGGCGCUUUAUCAAUUAAAAUUUACUUAUCAUAUUAUUAUUUUGAAUUUUAAAUUUAUAGGUUUAAAUUUAUAAAAUAUUA
This is a messenger RNA of Sipha flava (yellow sugarcane aphid), 3426 nucleotides long. It is a transcript of the gene CARPA, whose product is annotated as carbonic anhydrase-related protein 10. Bases 284 to 1276 code for a protein of 330 amino acids. The record is from RefSeq and is a predicted model, not a curated record. Gene Ontology annotation, molecular function: zinc ion binding; carbonate dehydratase activity. Lineage: Eukaryota; Metazoa; Arthropoda; Insecta; Hemiptera; Aphididae. The transcript has 11 exons.